This is a messenger RNA of Anopheles funestus (African malaria mosquito), 1249 nucleotides long. RefSeq lists its product as uncharacterized. The transcript has 2 exons. Lineage: Eukaryota; Metazoa; Arthropoda; Insecta; Diptera; Culicidae. Gene Ontology annotation, molecular function: pyrroline-5-carboxylate reductase activity. The record is from RefSeq and is a predicted model, not a curated record. The coding region runs from base 221 to 1072 and encodes 283 amino acids. Gene Ontology annotation, biological process: L-proline biosynthetic process.
GCGUAAAACCAGCAACACAAUAAAAUUCGCGUUGAUUAGAUAACAUCGAGAUACGAAAGCAUUCAUCGUCGUCGGUACGCGGUUUUGUUGAUUGUUUAUUUUCAACAUUGUUGCCCUUGAUAUCCGUUGCGUGGGGGUGAAUCGAAAACCUACUUCGGCUGAGCCAGUGCAGUAAAGAAUUUUGUGUUAUUCUUUCGUUCAUCUUUUGCGACGUAUAAAAAUGUCAGAAGAAUUGACCACCGGACCAAUGGAGUUGAAUGUAGGUUUCAUUGGAGGUGGCAAUAUGGCUUAUGCUCUCGCAUCUGGAUUUCUCAACAAAGGUGUCCUGGCAGCGGAAAGCAUUUGGGUUUCGGCUACAAACCUUGAAAAAUUGCGCAACCGUUGGAGCCCACUAGGGGUUACGAACAUUAGCACUGAUAACCGAGAAGUAGCUGCUAAAACAACCAUUGUUUUUAUUUGUGUCAAACCACAAAUUUUCCCCGAGAUAGUAGAGGAUAUUAAAUUUGCAUAUAACCGGGAUCCUUCGUUUAAAAAGUAUGUAUCCAUAAUGGCUGGCGUUACGCUUGAUCAUUUACAGAAAAGCCUACCAUUCUUAGAUGAGGAUUUCUUAUUGCGUGCAAUGCCCAACACCCCGAUCCAAGUUGGUGUUGGUUGCACAGUGUUUUGUCGUCCGCCCUCCAGUCCAAAGGAUGUUCUGUACAGAGAUGUUGAGUACCUGUUUGAAAGUAUUGGACUUGCUUAUGAAGUAAAGGAAAGUCAGAUGGAUGCCGUCACAGGGUUGGCCGGUUGUGGCCCCGCGUAUGUAUACGAAUUUAUUGAAGCGCUGGCCGAUGGAGGUGUAAAACAGGGUAUACCGCGCGACAUGGCCUUGAAGCUUGCUGCACAGACGGUGAUGGGUGCGGCAAAGACCGUACUGGACACGGGCAAACAUCCUGCAGUGCUGAAGGACGAAGUAUGUUCGCCCGGUGGAGCAACGAUACAUGGGGUGCAUGCACUCGAGCAAGGAUCGAUGCGCAGCACCGUUAUGAACGCAGUGGAGCGAGCAACGGAACGUGCCGCACAGCUUUCAUAAGUAUCAUCGAUAAGAUUUCUAACCGCCGUUCUAACCUAGCAUAAAACAAUGAUUUGUGCUUCUCAGUAGUUGGUGUUUAAUUUUUAUGUAACAAGUUAUACUGUUAACACAAAUCAAGCGAAUCAGUUCAAUUGUUUCAAUGAUCAAGAAAAUAAAAUGUGUUAUUUUCUUAUCGUC